Messenger RNA from Erpetoichthys calabaricus (reedfish), 4020 nucleotides. RefSeq lists its product as uncharacterized. The transcript has 17 exons. The record is from RefSeq and is a predicted model, not a curated record. NCBI's taxonomy places the organism in Eukaryota, Metazoa, Chordata, Cladistia, Polypteriformes, Polypteridae.
UUUUAGACCCGGAAGUGACGUUACCAUUUCUAGGCAAGCCGAAAACAACACCUCCAUUUAUCGAACACAAGUCUUGGUUUUUAGCACGAGCGCAGCAUUUUCGAGCACAAACAAAAUAUGACAGAAAACAGCACGAAACACAUAACUAUUCAACUGGGAGAGUCAGUACCACUGCUGACUCAAUGCAACAGAUGUUGCACCUUGUUCCAUUGUCCUUUUUGUAGUGGUAAUGUUUUUAAGCCGUCCAAACUGGAAAAACUAAAAAAACAAUUGAAGAGUCAUUUCAAGAAGGCAGUUCUCCAUGAAGGUUUUGCCAUCCACAGAUGUGGUUUAGACUGCAGGCCAUCACAGCAUUAUCACUGCCCCUACUGCCAGACUACAAUAUUUAGGAGAAGUGACUUUGAAAAUCACUUGCUUGUUUGUAAAUGCAAACAGAAUGCGUUUUCAACUACCAAAGCACCAUCUUCAACCCUGGAAACCAGACCAAUUACCAAUGUAACAAUGACUGUUCCACCAACCCUGAAAACUCCACCAAGUGCCAGUGGCACAAUGACUGCUCUCCCAACCCUGGAAACUCCACCAAGUGCCAUUGGCACAAUGACUGUUCCCCCAGCCCUGGAAACUCCAUCAAUUGCCACUGCCUCAGUUACUGUUCCACCAGCCUUGGAGACUCCACCAACUGCCUGUGCCACAAUGGCCGUUCCACCCAUAACCAUAGUUUACACAGGAAAGGUUCGUUUGCGUGCAGUGGUCAGAAUGAGGUGCCCAAUUUGCAAUGUUCAAAUUAAUAAGUGGAACUUGAAAAAACAUAUUGACCGCAAACACACAGAGCAAAAAACACUAGACAUCAAUGCUAGAUGCCAUCUUACCAGUCAAUGCAUUGAUGGGAAAAAUGGCAUUUUUGCUGUUAUGAAGACAUUUAAAGGGCAUAGCAUACCACUUCAUGUACAGUGUAAAACAUGGGGGGAAAUUCACACUGUGCUAUGUGAAUCCAAUGAAUGCCAGAUCAAUAUGGAAGUAGCACAAAGGAGUGGUCUUGUAUCUUAUCACUGCAAACACAUCAGGUCAGUUAGCUACUGUACUUCCUUGGCCAAGACCAUUUUGCUGUCUGAGAAAGUAUUGUCGGAGAUGGUGAGCGCAAAGUGGUUUAGUGAAGAAAAGAAGAAGACCUGCCUUGCUCGACAGCAGCUUGCGAACACCAACAGGGUUCCACUGUCAGUUAUCACGACAAUUGGAAUACCACAAACAAAAAAAUGCAUUUCUGUCUAUGAACCAUCUAUGUCCUAUUACAGCCGCUUGGGACGUGUCAUUGUUGUUUAUGAUGCAAAGUUAAACACCUGGCACUGUCCAUGCACCAGAUUAAGGCGAUCUUGCAUUCACAAAUAUAUUGCCAAAUGGCACUUGUUUGAGACCCACCAUGAACUUUUCAGGACCGUCAUUAGUACAGAGGAAGCACUGCAAGCAAAUGAGCAACUCUGUUCUUUUGAAGAAAGGAAUGUGAGAGAUGAUCAUUCUGUUUAUCCUCCAAAAGGUGUGGGACUAGAGAGUAUAGUGACUUAUAUUUUGUGGAACAAGAAGAUACCUGCUGCCCUGCCAAAGAAUUUGCAUGUACCAACAGCUUACAUGCACUAUCCAAAGAACCUUUUUCCGGAAGAAACAAUGUGCCAGAGAUGCCCCAGCAUUGUCCCACUUAGUGACCCUAUGCUGAUUACACGAAAGGCAAAAAUACUGACCAACUGGUGCAUUAUUGAAGUUAUUUCCACUUACUGCAAGCAGUGCCCACAGUGUGGAAUGUUCUAUCGCUACCAAAAGUGGAAAGACCACCUCCACAAUUUUAACGAUUACAUUAUUCUUGACUUGGCAUUAUGCCUGACCUUGAAAAACCUUCUCCAGGUCCAUACUGCAGUGAGCAGAGCUGUUGAAUAUUUACAGCUCACAGCAGGUGUGCAGUUUCCACCAUCGGACACAGUGCUGCAUGCCUAUUUACAUUUUGAGGCCCUGAUGGAUCAUGAGUAUAAGUACUCGUGUGUCACUUGUGGUGAUCAUCCCCCAGUGGUGGUAAUGGAUUUGCACAAAAAAGGUGUUUUCAAGAUAUCAGUAAAUGAUAUAAAAAAACCACCAGAGAAUUUCAGAGGAUAGGUUGAUUUGGAAACUUUUUGGGAGGCAUUGUCCAAGGAGAUGAUUUGUCGUGGAUUUGUUUUCAGUGGAAGAUGUAAUCCUUUUGCAGUACCACCAAGUUUUCACUUUUGGGCUCCUUGGAUAGGCAGGAGGACUCGGUGCUCAAAUGUUGUGGUGAACACUGAAUUUGAAAAGAUUCAUUCUCCAAAGUCUUUGUCUGAGGCUGCUGAAAUUUUGGUUUCAGAAGACAGGCUUAUAGAUGAACUUUUCAAGCAGAAGGUUGAAGUGAUAAGAAAAUUGUGUAAAGAGUGUGGACUGGAUUCCAGUGGAUCACGUAGUGACCUGCUACUUAGACUAUCAAAUGAAAUGAAGUCUAGGCAAAUGUAUGACAAAAUAUUUCAAAAAAUUUGGGCAGUCUCUGGUGGAUGGGCAGUAAUCAUGUAUCCAUGUGGGAUUGUUUACAGCCUUAAAUGUAAUCUGCGAGCUGAAAGCCCUCAUGACUUUGCUGAUUUGCUGCUGUCAUGGAAACACAUGCCGAAUGUGGUAAUUUAUGACUUUGCCAGGGGUCUUGCCACACAUACUAAUCUCAGGGUACCAGAAAAGCUGCCCUUCUCUCCAUUUGAAGGACGUUUAGCUGAACCUACUGAAAGCAGCCUAGCACUGGCCACAUGCGGAAAGCUGAAAGUGUCCCUACCUUGGCUGAACACUAAAAAGGUAAUGGCAGAUCCAGAUGGUCAUCCCACAACGGGUUCUUCUGAUCAUUAUGCACUGUAUGAUAGAUUUCAUGAGAGCAAUACCAAAGACCGUAGGGAUAUCCUGAGGAAACUCACCUUGGUACCACAGCUGGCUGGGAGGGUGAAUAGUCAGGUUGCUGAACAACUGUUUGCUAAGAUGAGGAAAAACAACUACUUCUUGAAUAUGACAAUGCCAUCAACCCAUCUCUUUCAAAUGAGGAACAUAAUUCAUCACUACAAUCAAAACAGGAACAACAACAUUUUAAACAGGCUAAAGAAGACUUUUGGGUCUGAAAUGGUGAUGAAUGUUCAUGGACUGGCCAUGUUCGGAAAUCCAGAUGUGCAUCCAGAGGAAACAAAUCCUGAUAUGGACAGGACCUCUUCCCUUGCUAACAUUGCAACAGUUGCAAGAGGUGUGUUUUUGCUACUUAUUGCAAGAUGUAAGUUUAUGUCUUCUGAUUCACACUCUAAUAUCUUUUUUUUGUUUGUUUGCUUUUUGAUUAUUGAAACCAAAUCAGAGGAGAACCCUGCUCUGAUAAAUGUUAAGACUGCCUCAACUAAAGAAUACCCAAUUAUGUAUCAGAUUCAAGACCUGUCUGCCAGUAGAACUUGCUGGGAUUGUCAGCCAAGCAAUGAACAAAUAAAAAUGCUUGAUUGGAUUUUGGGCAAGAAUGACCCAGAAGAGAAAGUGGCUGAAGUUGGGAACAUUACUCUCCAGAGAAAGGACUUCUGGACUUUGGGUCACAAUGAAGAGCUAGAGGCAACAAUUGCAAAUAGCUGCCUGCAAGCAAUCACAUUGGUGGCUGAUGUACAGGGGAAGAAUGUACUGGCAGUUGAUGCAUAUGUUGUGGUUACGUGGCUACCACCACUUAAUCAAGAUCCUUUUUUAUCAUUUCCAAAUAAUAUUGCGCUCAAGGAUUAUCUGCUUUUUCCUGCUUGGAAGCCUGGUCAUUGGAUGCUAUGUGUCAUGAAGCCUAAAGACAGGCAGAUGUUCUUUCUUGAUUCAGCCAUUCCUUAUGGAUUGGGAGAUGGUCGAUACUUGACGCUUUUCAGGUUGCUUAAGUUUAAUGGUUUGGAACCUGUUCAAGGUUCGCUGUUCAAGGUUCGCUGUUCAAGCCCAUACUUUAUAGGAUUGUCUCUAGAUCACCCAGAACCCUUUUCUGGAUAA